AUGUUGAGAAAUUGGAACACUAAAUACCUCUCACAAGUAGGCAAGGAAAUCCUCCUCAAAGCAAUAGUGCAAGCAAUCCCUACUUAUAGCAUGGGUUUGUUUAAACUUCCUAAACUCUUGCUACAAACUCUUAACAAAGUUAUGAGCAGAUACUGGUGGGGCAAACAGGCACAAGAGAACAAGAUUCAUUGGGUGAGUUGGCAUCAAAUGAGAAGAGCUAUGAAGAUAGGAGGCUUGGGAUUCAAGGAUUUUGAUAACUUUAAUACUGUUUUGUUGGCCAAACAAGGAUGGGGGCUUAUUCAAAAUCCCUACUCCCUUUUGGCUCAAGUUGUCAGAGCAAAGUACUUCCUAGCCACUAAUUUCUUGAAAGCUAAACUGGGCAGCAGUCCUUCUUACAUAUGGCAAAGUAUCUUAUCUACAAGACCUCUUUUGGAGGAUGGCCUUUUAUGGAGGAUUGGCAAUGGAGAGGCAAUUAGUAUUUGGACUGAUAAGUGGCUCCCUCAACAUACCACUUUUAAACCUCAAAGCUCAAUCCGGUUUCUACAGGUUGAUACUAAAGUUUCUAAUCUUAUUGACUCAGAUACUUAUCAAUGGAAUGAAUCACUAGUUAAUGUCAUAUUCUCCAGAGAAGAAACAAAAAUUAUAAAAGCUAUUCCUAUUAGUCACUGCAACAGGCCUAAUAAGAGGAUUUGGAGAUGCAUUGUUAAGGGUAACUUUAUUGUCAAAAGUGCAUAUCAUCUCUGUAAAGAACUACAAGAUCGUGACAAAUGUCAAUCCACAUUCUAA
Molecule: messenger RNA, 786 nt
Organism: Carya illinoinensis
Lineage: Eukaryota; Viridiplantae; Streptophyta; Magnoliopsida; Fagales; Juglandaceae
Exons: 1
Coding region: 1-786 (261 amino acids)
Source: RefSeq, a predicted model, not a curated record